This is a messenger RNA of Diprion similis, 1156 nucleotides long. RefSeq names its product icarapin-like (gene vir-1). The coding region runs from base 239 to 850 and encodes 203 amino acids. The transcript is spliced from 4 exons. NCBI's taxonomy places the organism in Eukaryota, Metazoa, Arthropoda, Insecta, Hymenoptera, Diprionidae. The record is from RefSeq and is a predicted model, not a curated record.
GUGUUGAAACGUCGCGAUUGGUCGGCCGUCGGUUGCCUUCUGGCAUAUAGUAACUAGCGGGAAAAAUUCAGCUGCAGAACAUUACCGGGAUUUGAGUGAGUCAGUUGAGUGACCUUGAUUGAGAGUUGUGCUUCGCGUUAGCGAUCCUUCGUUAUACUUGGCUUUUUCGUUCCUACAUAUUUUUUGAAUUGAUCGUUCUUACUCGUUCAGCGCACAAGUUUUUACGGGAUUAGUCGACAUGAAGAGCGCGUUUAGCCUACUGAUCUUCGCUUCGGCUCUGUUCGCCGUCGCCUUCGCUUAUCCAGGUGCACGCUCCGCAAGUCCUGAAAGUGAUGAAAAGUCCGAACAGGUUCUUCCGAUUAUCAUCGUGCCCGAGGAUUUGGAUGAUUGCUGCGGUAGCCGUUUCUUCAGCUCAUUUUCUGACAAUCCUUUGGAUGGUUUUUUAACAAGAAUGCAAAACAUGAUGAAGACAUUGAGGGAGCAAGUGGCAGCCUCCCUUCCAGGAUUUUCAAAUUCCGACGACUUGUACGAUCUUCCCAAGAUUCCCGAGGGUGCAAACACCACCUCAACUACAAAGGUGAUCAACGGUCACGUUGUAACCGUUAACGAAACCACGUACAGCGACGGUGACGAAAACGGCAGUACAGUUCUACGGGUUCGCGUUGUCGACAUAAAACCGGCAAACGACGAAGACACAGAGAUUCUGGACACGGAAAAUGUCGCAACAUCUGCCCCGAAACCUGCCAAUGAAGAACCGACUUCUCCCUCAUCUUCACCUACGGACCGCAGUGUUGAAUCCGUCGAAGAUUUCUCCAACAAUGAGAUUCCCGAACGGCUGGUCGCAGUCUAGUAAGCUGGCCGAGAGAGAAUGAGUGAGAAAAUGUGUUUAAUGAAACGAGGAAAACCAUAUAUAAUGUAUAUUUGAUACAUAGUGCAGUCUGUAUUAUACUUUAUAGGUGUAGAUUCGUUGCAUUCGCUUAAUGUCGGGUUUGUUAACAUGUUAUGAACCAAAAACGAAUUAGAAAUAUAUGUUAUAAGUGUGUUGUUGUAUGUUAUAUACAUAUUAUUAUACCUACAAUAUAAGGCCGGUGAUUGGGGAGAAUAUUUUACCGGCUUCUUCCUAUAUUGGUAGGUGAAAUAUAUACUAUAUUUUAUA